Messenger RNA from Mobula hypostoma (lesser devil ray), 4020 nucleotides. Its product is annotated as serine/threonine-protein kinase 38-like. The coding region runs from base 692 to 2086 and encodes 464 amino acids. The transcript is spliced from 15 exons. The record is from RefSeq and is a predicted model, not a curated record. Gene Ontology annotation, molecular function: protein serine/threonine kinase activity; ATP binding. Gene Ontology annotation, biological process: peptidyl-serine phosphorylation; intracellular signal transduction. NCBI's taxonomy places the organism in Eukaryota, Metazoa, Chordata, Chondrichthyes, Myliobatiformes, Myliobatidae.
GAGUUGGUUUGACCUGAGGGGGUGUUAAAUUGGUUUGACCUGAGGGGGUGUUAAAUUGGUUUGACCUGAGGGGGUGUUGAGUUGGUUUGACAGGAGGGGGUUUGAGUUGGUUUGACAGGAGGGGGGUUGAGUUGGUUUGACGGGAAUUGUUGAGUUGGGUUGACAGGAAAAAGGUUUGAGUUGAUUUGACAGGAGGGGAGGUUGAAUUGGGUUGACGGGGAGUUUGAGUUGGUUUGACGGGGAUUGUUGAGUCGGGUUGACAGGAGAAAGGUUUGAGUUGGUUUUUAUGGGGAUUGUUGAGUCGGGUUGUUAGAGGAUUGCAGUGAGUUGUGAUUUGGUGGUGCUUUUGCCCUACCUGAUGGGCACCCUAUUGGGGUGAGUCGGUUCCAUCGAGAAGGAAGUUCUAAGCAACGGGGAGGCGACCAGCAAGUUCUCGGAAGGAGCGACCAGGCAGAAGAGACAACAGUCACUGUCAGAUGUUGAGUGUUGAUACCGUAACCUCAAUCCGAGUUGUGAGAAGAUUUUUCACUGUGCUGUGUUAAGAAGCCUGGCAUCAGUGCAGAGAGCACAAGGGUGAAACGUUCACUGCAGCAUUUCCAGGAAUUUAAUCUGGGAUUGGAAGAGGGGAAAUUGGGCGUCUGUCACUUUGUGUGGGUCCGGAGUCACCUAUAGAUCAUUCUGGCAGGUUGCCAUGGCGAUGCUUGGAGGGAGUACAGCAUCCUUUCCGAUGAGUAACCACACAAGAGAGAGGGUUACUGUUGCCAAGCUAACACUGGAAAAUUUCUACAGUAACCUGAUCGCACAGCAUGAAGAGAGAGAGAUGAGGCAGGUGCAAUUGGAAAAAGCAAUGGAGCAGGAAGGACUGGCUGAUGAGGACAAACAAAUGCGGAGGACGCAGCAUGCCCAGAAGGAGACAGAGUUUCUCCGCCUCAAGAGAACCAGGCUGGGUCUGGAUGACUUUGAAUCUCUGAAGGUCAUUGGAAGAGGCGCCUUUGGAGAGGUUCGUCUGGUGCAGAAGAAGGACACAGGACACAUUUACGCCAUGAAGAUCCUUCGCAAGGCCGACAUGUUGGAAAAGGAGCAGGUGGCCCACAUUCGAGCAGAGAGGGACAUCCUAGUGGAGGCGGACAGUGCCUGGGUGGUCAAGAUGUUCUACAGCUUCCAAGACAAGCGGAACCUGUAUCUAAUCAUGGAGUUUCUGCCUGGAGGUGACAUGAUGACGUUGUUGAUGAAGAAGGACACGCUGUCUGAAGAGGAGACUCAGUUUUACAUUGCGGAGACGGUGCUGGCCAUUGACUCCAUCCACCAGCUGGGCUUCAUCCACAGGGACAUUAAACCCGACAACCUCCUUUUAGACAGCAGGGGACACGUGAAGCUCUCUGACUUUGGGCUCUGUACGGGGCUGAAGAAAGCUCACCGCACCGAGUUCUACCGUAACCUCACUCGAAACCCGCCCAGUAACUUCACUUUCCAGGACAUGAACUCGAAACGAAAGGCAGAGACUUGGAAGAAGAACAGACGACAGCUGGCUUAUUCUACUGUUGGCACCCCUGAUUACAUUGCCCCAGAGGUGUUCAUGCAGAAUGGAUAUAACAAGCUCUGUGAUUGGUGGUCGCUGGGCGUCAUCAUGUACGAAACUCUGAUAGGCUACCCCCCCUUCUGCUCGGAGACCCCUCAGGAAACGUACCGGAAAGUGAUGAACUGGAAGGAAACUCUGACAUUCCCGCCGGAGUUUCCAGUCUCUGAGAGAUCAAGGGAUCUGAUUCUGAGGUUCUGCUGUGGAGCUGGGGACAGAAUCGGUGCUGGUGGCGUGGACGAAAUUAAAAACCACCCAUUCUUCGAAGGGAUAGACUGGGAGCACAUCAGAGAGCGCCCAGCGGCAAUUCCCAUCGAGAUAAGAAGCAUAGACGACACUUCCAAUUUUGAUGAUUUUCCUGACUCUGGUAUCUUGCAGCCAGUGCCAAAUGAGUCUGACUCUGACUAUAAAUCUAAGGACUGGGUCUUCAUCAACUAUACCUACAAACGGUUUGAAGGCCUGACGGCCCGGGGGACCAUCCCGUCCUACAUGAAGUCAGAGAAACUAUGAAGGUGCGGCGAUGUUCCAGGGAUCUAUAGCAACCUGACACUUGCCCUCCUGAAGAGAUCCUGCUUCACAUCCAGAACGUCCAAGUUGAUGAAAAUCCCUCUGGAUUAGGAGUUUCUGUGCCACCAGAAUGUAUUUACUAGUGAUGGUCCAGUCUACACCGCACUGUUCCUGGAUCCUCUCCCUUUGCAGUUUUGGCUGUUCGCUCUCUGUCUGGUGCUUCACCACUGGGGAAACAGUCGAAUCGUCGCCAUUCUGCGUCGCUGAAUCAGACGGCAUACUUACAGACAAUUACUUCCGAACUGAGAGGUGGGCAGCAUGGUAGCGAAGCAGCUAGUGGAACACUCUACAGCUCUCGUGAUCAGGGUUCAACUCCCACCCUGCCUGUGAACAGUUUGUACAUUCUCCCUGUGACCGCAUGGAUUUCCUAUGGGUCCUCCAUUUCCCUCCCACAUUCCAAAAAGAUGCGCGGAAUAGUAAAGGUUGGAUAUGGUAUGUUGGCACAGGAAGUGUAGCAACCCUUGCAGGCUGCUCCCAGCACGUUCCUCGCGCUGUGUUGGUCAUUGAUGCAAAUGACGCAUUUACGUCAAUGUUUUCAUGUACGGGUCAUGUCACAAAUAGCCUUUCAUCUUUAAGGGGCAGGUGCCAUUGGCCCAUCGCAGGGCAUUUGAAGGUGACUGGGGAAGCCGGGUGGUUGCCAGGAUCACACUCUCACCUACAAGUCAGAAUCUCGGGAACCUGAGCACCGCCGGCUGACACUCCAGUGCAGUACAGCGGGAAUGCCGCACGGUCCGCGAUUUCGAAGUUCAAAGUAAAAUUAAUUAUCAAAGUACCUGUAUGUGACCAUAUGCAACCCUGAGAUUCACUUUCCUACAGGCAUUCACAGUAAAUACAAGGAAACACAGUAGCGCCAACAAAAAGCUGAACACAAGACCGACAAACAACCGAUGUGCAAAUGCAAAAAAAAAUCCAAAACAAUUACUUGUUUUGAAAUUGAGUGUCCGAUGUGUGAUACUGAACCAAGAUCCUUUCUACUGUCUCAGCAGAUAUGAAAGGUUCUGUGGAAUUACUUAAGGACAGGCCAGACCAUCCUCCCUUGUAUACGGGCUGAAGCAAGCUCAUGAUUAAGUAGAAGGUCUGCUCAGUAACACCCUGCAGCUCUUGGCAUCCUGCGGUGCACAGAAUGGCGUCUACAUGUUCUUGUUUCUGUGAAAGACUUGCAUUAUCUACAUAGAGGUGGACCUUUGGGUCAUUCUAAAUUGGUGCUGGCAAAGUAAGUCUCAUCCCCAGCAUGUUUGUUAAGGAUUCAAGUUGGUUCUUCUGUGAUCACAUCUAGGGGUUCCAGUACCAGUACGGUUCAAAGUAAAUUUAUUAUCAAAGUACACCACAUACAACCCCGAGGUUCAUUUUCUUGUAGGAAUUCACAGUAAACACAAAGAAACACAAUAGAAACAAUGACAGACCGCCACACAUGAUGGACCAACAACCAACAUGCAGAAGCAGAAGGCAAGUUUCCUCACUGCCAAUUCUGUUCACUACCAGAGCUGACUUCACCUUCAGUGAAACGCUCGCUGCUGUGAUUGUAAGAGGGCUGGGCAGAGAUUCCUGGUUUCCUGCUCUUAAUUCCCAGGGCCUUUGGAUUUCAAUAGUUCCCUUUACUGUGUAGGAUAGAGGACCAUAUCAGUAUGUAGGGGUUACAAGGUGCUGCUGGCUAUCUGUGCUCUGGUCUCUGUUGGCUAAAUGCCAUACCGCAGUCUGGCAUUGCCACACGGGGAUAUCGUGUGGUAUUGUGUAUUUAAAAAGAUACCAAAGAUCUUUCCUUGUUGAUCUUAUGUUCUGUUCCUAUGAGUAACUUUGUCUUAUGUGCCUUUAGAAUAUUCUGUAUUGAAAUGUAAAUUUUUUUUAAACAAGUGCAGUAAAGCAGUUUUCUAACUUUU